AUGGCCGCCUCCACCAUGUCUGUCUGCUCUGACGCUCCCACCAACUCCUCCUGGCAGGUGGACGACUGCCCAGAGAGCUGCUGUGAGCCCUGCGGCUGUGCCCCCAGCUGCUGCCAGCCCAGCUGCUGUGUUCCUUGCUGUGUCCCCAGCUGCUGUGUCCCCAGCUGUUGCCAGUCCCUCCUCUGCACCCCAGUGAGCUGUGUGUCCAGCCCCUGCUGCCAGUCUUCCUGCUGCACACCCUCAUGCUGCCAGCAGUCUAGCUGCCAGCCAGCUUGCUGCACCUGCUCCCCCUGCCAGCAGCCCUGCGGUGUGACCCUUUGCUGCAGGCCUGUGUGCUGCACACCCAUCUGCUCUGAAUCCUGCUGCCAGCAGUCUAGCUGCCAGCCCUCCUGCUGUGUGCCUGUCUGCUGCAGGCCUGUGUGCUGCACACCCAUCUGCUCUGCCUCCUCCUCCUGCUGCUGCCAGCCCUCCUGCUGUGCUCCUGGGUGCUGCAAGCCUGUGUGCUGCAAGCCCUGCUCCAGCCUGUCCCUGCUGUGCCGCCCUGUGUGCAGACCUGCCUGCUGUGUGCCCACCUCCUCCUGCUGUGCCUCCUCCUGCCAGCCCAGCUGCUGUCGCCCAGCCUCCUGUGUGUCCCUGCUGUGCCGCCCUGCCUGCUCCAGACAGGCCUGCUCUGGACACAAGUCCACCUGCUGA
Rattus rattus (black rat) is the source of this 693-nucleotide messenger RNA. RefSeq names its product keratin-associated protein 10-1-like. The coding region runs from base 1 to 693 and encodes 230 amino acids. Lineage: Eukaryota; Metazoa; Chordata; Mammalia; Rodentia; Muridae. The record is from RefSeq and is a predicted model, not a curated record. The transcript is spliced from 2 exons. Gene Ontology annotation, cellular component: keratin filament.